Messenger RNA from Topomyia yanbarensis, 4546 nucleotides. Its product is annotated as wee1-like protein kinase. Lineage: Eukaryota; Metazoa; Arthropoda; Insecta; Diptera; Culicidae. Gene Ontology annotation, cellular component: nucleus. The record is from RefSeq and is a predicted model, not a curated record. Bases 382 to 2211 code for a protein of 609 amino acids. The transcript is spliced from 4 exons. Gene Ontology annotation, molecular function: ATP binding; magnesium ion binding; non-membrane spanning protein tyrosine kinase activity. Gene Ontology annotation, biological process: protein phosphorylation; mitotic cell cycle.
UGCAGCCGCAUCGCAUCACAGAUGGAAUGAAAGAAAAAGAAAACACACGGCAAACGGAUUUUUUCUCUGCUGCCUGCUUCACAGCACAGUUAAUUAUUGUUGGUUUUAGCGAAAAAAUAAAUUGUUUAAAUAGUUUUAAGUGCACAAAAAUAUUACAAAACUACGGGUUGAAAUCGAUUCUAUCAGUAAAAGUGAACAUUGCCGUGAAUUAUCCUGAGUUUUACCGUUUACAGUGCGAAUAGAUUCCGUCAGUGGUUGUUUUCGUUUCGCUGUUUGGUGUGACGCGAUUUUCGUUCGACGGUUGAUUAUGUUUGUUUUGCUGGCUUCGCAGUCGGAAUUUCUUUGUUAAAUAUAUUGGAAUUGCAUGAGUUUAGAAGUUCAAUGGAUAUUUAUACUGAAAGUAGUGGAGUAGAUUCAUCGCCUGAUAUGAAUUCAAGCGUCGAGCUACCGUCUCCAGAUCGAUCCGUCGUAAUGCCCCGAAAGCUUACCUUUGGAGCAUCGCCGGAUGAUGAAAAUAUUAGUGGAGAUUACCGGCGAGCUGCGUUGACAGUAAGUCCCCGGAAGCAGCCGUCGGUAUCUCCGCCGUACCGAAAAGUACGAGCUCUGCGGCUGUUUGAUUCGCCGGCAACCCCAAAGACAAUUAUUCAAAAGUCGACAAGUAAAUACAUGAAAGCACUUAUCAAUGCUACCACCAAAGAUGCGGAUUUGUUAGCGAACCCGAUCGAUGGGCACGAUCAAAUGAUUUACGAGAAACCUCGGGCAGUUCCCUUGCAUCGUAACUAUGAAAAUGUGAUGGCGUCGGCAAAUGUAAAUCCUUUCACGCCACCGGGAAUGUUCAUGAGAACGAAAAAGCGAACUCGUUCAGGUCAGGAUGGGAAUGAUAACUUGUUAAGCACUAGCUUCCCAGUUACUUUUACUUGUAACAAGGUAAACCAGCAGCCUACGCGGCAGAGCUGGGGCUUCUUUCAAACGCAGAAGCUUGUUAGUGAUACACUUAAAACAUCCAGCUUGCUAGAGGAUGAUUACGGCGAAGUACGACAGGCUCCGAAGCGAUUGGCACUUCAGGAUUCAAAUAUCUCUCGCUAUGAAAAGGAGUUCCUGGAACUGUCCCUACUCGGUGUUGGAGAGUUUGGAGAAGUCUACCAAUGUUUAAAUCGAUUGGAUGGAUGUGUGUAUGCGAUCAAGAAAAGUAUUAAACCGGUGGCAGGAAGUUCCUUUGAAAAGACGGCGUUAAACGAAGUAUAUGCGCAUGCUGUAUUAGGAAAGCAUGACAACGUCGUACGUUAUUACUCGGCGUGGGCCGAGAACAAUCACAUGCUUAUUCAGAAUGAAUUUUGCAAUGGAGGAAGUCUACAUACUCUGCUCCAGGAACGAAUCCUGAAAGAAUCUGAACUUCGAAUGCUGUUGCUGCACAUCGCCGAAGGACUCAAAUAUAUACACUCAAACGAUCUCGUGCAUAUGGAUCUGAAAGCUGGAAACAUUUUUCUCACCAAAGUACCAAUCCGACCGUCCUGCACAGGAGUGAUUCAUCAUCCUGAUAGUGCUGAUGAUGGCUUCGAAGACAUUUAUGAAGACUUGGACAACGAAUACAUGAUAACUUUCAAAAUUGGCGACCUUGGACACGUUACUUCGGUGAAUGAUCCCCAGGUUGAAGAAGGCGAUUGUCGUUACCUUCCGAACGAAAUUUUACAGGAAGAUUUUUCCAAUCUACCAAAAGCGGAUAUUUUUUCAUUGGGUAUCACGCUGUACGAAGCUGCCGGUGGAGGUCCCCUACCAAAGAAUGGACCCGAGUGGCAUAUGCUGCGUAAUGGUAACUUUCCCGACCUACCCGGAAUCAGCCGGGAGUUUAACGAGUUGAUCAAAAUGAUGAUGCAUCCCGAUCCUGAAAAGAGGCCAUCCUCCUCUACAAUUUUCAAUCAUCCGGUUCUAUCUCCCAUUGACUCCAAAAGCAAAGCUCAGCUUUGCCUAGAACUCAGCAUGGAGCGACAAAAGAACGAGGUACUCUUACGGAAGCUGAAGGAGCAGAGCAAAAUGCUCAAGUCGUACGAGCAGGCGCAGACACCAAAUACUCGCAAAUGUCGGCCCAACAGCUCCCGAGAACUAACCGUUUCGGACCGCAAGCUUCGUUCCUACUCACGUAAGAAACGUCCAACGAAUCUGAUUGCUGCGCGAAGGGGCAUUCGAGACAACAGCAAGAGCAAAGAAUAUUGAGCGAGGAAGAUCAACAACGAAGCCACUACAAAUGUCAUGACGCAGCCAAUCAGUCCACACGACUCGAUCGCAGGACCCACCCAUUGUUUUAUUUGGAAGACAUCAGAAACAUGCAGCCUAAUCGCGCGCGAUAAGAUAUAAUGAUCAAUAGUACCAUCGUUGCAAAAAAUGGGAAAAUAUGGAAUUUAUUUUAAAUAUCAAGUUACUGAUGGUUUCGGUGAAUCUCUGGAAACGAACAUUCCCAAUCAAGCCAUUGUCGAACAAUGUCUGUUCGAAUCUCACCGUCAUAUUCAUAAUGGUUCAUUUCUUUGUGGACCAUAUUUCUUUUGGGAUUAUUUUGAACCAUUGUUACAAAUCAAUGGCUCGAAUUAGAAGAAUAGGAUUAGGUUUAUAGUUGAGCAUAAGCUCGGUUGGUCUCCCUCUUGGCAUUCGCACUACAUGCCCAGUCCACUGGAAUGAGUUGUGCUUUAUUAACCUACCUGGGUCAGCAUGUUUAUGCACUUCAUACUCUAUCAAAUGCAACGACGUGUUAUGACCAGAUUACUACUGUCAAUUUGAAAGUGUUCUAAUGAGCCAUGUCACAUUUACGUGUUGAAAUUAUAGGUUACCCAACCUCUUUGAUGAUUCCGUUUUUGUUUUCAUACUACACAUGAAUAGUCAGACAAGUGAAAAAGCUGAUUACAUCCAAAUUUGAACUAGUGUAGAUGAUUUUACAAUAGUGUAAUGAUAAAUAAAAAUCUGUGACUAGAUUGCAUAGCUCUAGAAAUACAUCACUAUCUAAUAAUAUUUUCAUUUUCACAUUUGUACAACACCAGUGUAUCGAGCGUAAGGGAUAGAAGUAUUACUCUCAAGUUCGAACAAGUGAGGUGUAGAAAACGAAUAUGCCUAAGAACGGUUAGUUUCUAGAUGUAAUUUGUCUUAUCAAUAUCCUGAUAAAACAACAUCUCACUUUUCACUUAGUCAUAGGAGAAGUAAAACAGGAUACUUGAAGUCUGAUUUCAUGCUGUGAAUGAGAGAAACGUGUAAGUUAGAAAAAUCACAUAAAUAAACACCAACUAUUUUUGACAUUAGGUUUUGCUUAACCAAACAACGGUAAUAGGAGGUAUGGAAAUUUUGAAUCUUUUCUACUAUCCCACAAUUUUUCGCUUUUCAUGACUAAGAAUAGUUCUGAUUAGUUUUCAAAUCCCAUCAGUAACUAGGGAUUAAAAUUAAUUCUAUGUUUUUUCAUUGCAACGAAACAGCAGCACCGAAAGCAGAGGGAGCGUUUUUUCGACCAUCGAAAUUUUUUUUUUAGAAUUUUUAUUAAUCGACGUCAAUACUUUCUUGAAUUAAUUUUUAUUCACUCAUGUUUUUAGCGUUCUUUUAUUUGCCCAUAUUUCGACGAAUUUGUUUUUUUUUCUAAAUUUUUCCCCGCUUCCUUAAUUGUUAAAUGAAAAAAAAGUACACAAAAAUAUACAAUUUAGGUUUACCAUAAUUACAUUAAAGUGUUUCAAAAUAUUAUUAAUUUUUGGCAAAAGUUAAACUAAAUUAACGUAAGUGGUAAGUGUUCGAAAUGUUUAGAGAAACAAAUACAAAGGUAGUAAAACCAAAAAACAAGCUGUGACCCAUUUACAAAAAGUGUGUGCCUUUCUAAGAAAAGAUUAUGACUGUUACAACACAACAUGACCGGAUCUGAUGAUAACCCGAUAAUUAUUGUGAUUAGAAGCUCGUUUAUGUACGAAGAAAAUAACUAAAAACAAACUGACCAUUUAUGAAUGCGAAAGGUACAGGAAAACAACGUCAUACUAACAUACGAAUUCCAAGAAAGGAAGGUAAACAACACAAAAGAAUUUAACAAGGACGAAAAAUCCAAGUGAGAGAAAACGAGUGAGUGAAACGGAAAAAAAGAAAUUUGUGAUUUUACUACGUAAGCAUAAGAAACAAAACAAAAACAUAGAAGCAGGAUUUAUUUCUGUUCACACUGCAUUCAAAGAAAGUGAACGUGAGAAAUCCGAUAGUUCACGAUUAAGUUUCUUCCAUAUUUCAAACAGUCCAUUAGAGAGAGAUAGAGAAAGAGUGUGUGUAGAGCAGCCAGGAUAAGUGAUCAAUCCCGAUCAUCUGCAAACUGUCGGGCGAUAUGAUUUUGCCAUUUGCCAUAGAAGAAGCUGGUUCAGCUUCCGACGACGGGUAGUUUCGAAUCACUUCCGAUGCGUAUUAGUUACUAGUUGAUAAAUGAAAAAAAUGUUCCAAAAAGGUAUAUUUUGAUAAGUGAUUUUCAUCUAAUUAUAUAUAAGAAAAUAUUGUAAAACUGCUCGAAAGAGAAGAAAGAAGAUUCACAAUAAAGAGAUAUUGAUCA